AUAGGAAACGCGAAGACGAACCAGCAUCCAAAAUGAGUGCGCUGGUGCUCUGAGCCUUCACAAUUCAAAAAGUUUCCGAGUCAGUCAUGCUUUUCACAUGGGUGAGCGCUGUGCUCACGGGAAUCUUCUCGGUGCACAUCGUCCAGCGCCUGUGUUUCCCGUUCUUCUGGAAAGACCUCUUCUUCAUGUUGAAAGUGAUCCGAUGUGGAGCUCGCCUGGAGCUCUACAAGAAGACAUCGAAAGUCGUGACCGUGAUGGACCGUUUCGUGCAACAGGCGCAGAUGAUCCCUGACAAGACCUUUCUGAUCUGUGAAGGCUGCACGUACACGUACCGGGACAUAGAGGAGCGGAGUAACCGCGUGGCGCGCGCGCUGCAGCGGCACAGCACCGUGAAGAGGGGCGACACUGUGGCAUUGCUUAUGAACAACGAGCCCGAUUUCAUCUGCGUAUGGUUCGGUCUGAACAAGCUGGGGUGUGCGGUAGCCUUUCUCAACACUAACAUCAAAUCCAGGUCCCUGUUGCACUGUUUCAACUCAUGCGGGGCCAAACUGCUGGUGGUCGGGGCGGACCUGUUGGACACCUUGAAGGACGUCCUGCCAAAUCUGCAGGAGGACAAUAUUUCAGUGUGGGCAAUGAAGCAGGACAUCUCCCAUCCAGGGGUCCAUUGCCUGUUGGACAAGCUAGAGCAGGCCUCAUGUGAACCAAUGCCCGCUGAGCUCAGAUCAGCCACCUCUCUUAAAACUACAACACUUUAUAUCUUCACUUCAGGGACUACAGGGUUACCCAAAGCUGCUGUGAUCACUCACCUGCAGUCUCUCAAGGCCUCGUCUGGGUUCUGGGCGUAUGGCGGCACUGCAGAAGACGUGAUUUACACACCACUGCCACUCUACCACAGCGCAGCCUCUCUCGUAGGCAUCGGUGGCACUAUAGAGCUGGGUGCAACGUGUGUUUUGAAGAAGAAAUUUUCCGCCUCACAGUUUUGGAACGACUGUCGAAAGUACAACGUUACCAUCUUCCAGUAUAUCGGGGAGCUGUGCCGCUAUCUGUGCAAUCAACCCCAGGCAGAGAAUGAGAAGGAUCAUAAAGUGCGAAUGGGUGUGGGAAACGGCCUCCGCCAGGAUGUAUGGAGAGAAUUCCACAGACGUUUUGGAGAGAUCCGCAUGUGUGAGCUGUACGGCUCCACUGAGGGAAACCUCUGCUUUAUGAACCAUAUCGGCAAGAUCGGAGCAGUCGGUCGCUCUAACUUCUUCUACAAGAUCCUGUUUAAGUAUGACUUGGUGAAAUAUGACAUGGCAAAAGAUGAACCUGUGAAAGAUGAACAGGGUUUCUGUCAGCGGGUUGAUAAAGGUGAGAUGGGUUUGCUGUUGUCCCAAAUCAGUUCCCAAACUCCAUUCUUUGGCUAUGCUGGGAGCAAACAGCUAACUGAGAAAAAGCUCAUGAGGAAUGUGUUUAAGAAAGGAGAUGCCUAUUUCAACACGGGCGACCUGAUGGCCGAGGACCAGGACAACUUCAUCAGCUUUAAGGACCGAGUGGGCGACACUUUCAGGUGGAAGGGUGAAAAUGUGGCCACCACUGAGGUGGCAGAGAUUCUUGGACUGCUGGACUUUAUUCAGGAAGUCAAUGUGUAUGGAGUGGAGGUUCCAGGCCAUGAGGGUCGAGCUGGCAUGGCUUCAGUGAUCAUUAGGCCUGACUGCGUGUUUGACGGAAAGAAGCUGUUUGAGAACAUCAUGGAUCACCUACCAGCCUAUGCCCGCCCUCUCUUCAUCAGAAUACAGGAGUCUAUGGAGAUGACUGGCACAUUCAAGCAGCUAAAGUUCUGUCUGGUGAAGAACGGCUUCAACCCUGCUACCAUCUCUGACCCGCUCUAUUUCUUAGACUAUACAGAGAAAUGCUACAUUCCCCUCACAGACUCCAUCUAUGACAGCAUAGUAUCGGGCCAGCGAAAGCUCUAAAGGCUCCGUUAUACUGACAAACCAAAUGGACAGGCUGUUCUGAAGGAAGAUGCACCUGAAUGCACCCAAUUCUUUUGUAUUGUUGUAUAUUUGAUUGAGUGUGAGAGCAAUCCUGAAUGACUUGACUAAUGUUGAAUAAUGAAUUGCGUCGUGCUUUGUCAACAUUUCACAGCGACAGUACUGGUUAAUAAUGAAUUAGGGAGUUUUAAUGACUUGAGUGGCCUUUUGCAGAGAUGGAGCUGAAUAAGAGGCCAGAUUCUUACCAAUGCCCACCUGGUAUCGGGUUCUGGUGCCUCCUCAGUCUGUCUGGCACAGUUUAAAAGGCCAGGUGACUCUUAGCCUUAAUACUGCCCCUACUUCAUCCUUCAUCAUCAUCUCAUCGACUCUCUGUGCUCUGCUGCGUUCCUCCUCGUCAGUGGAGAUCAAUACAGGAAAUGAACACGGCUGCUGUCGUCACCAUGAAAUUAGAUUUCACUUUAGAUCUAAAACAUUGCUAUAUUUAAAACUGCAGUCUGCAAUUACAUACCUCUCUAGAGAAUGACAGGGACAAAUGUUUAUCAUUGGAAGCACGUCCUUUCAUAUGCAUCAAGAGCCAAGAUCAUGAGGUUGUGUAGAUUUUUAAUAAUUAAUAAUAAUUUUAGUAUUAGUCAUCUAGAGCUCUGUUCGGGAAAAUCUUUAGACCAGGAUGUCUUUAAUGCUUCCUACAAAUGUUUCACAUAUUUUUUAGACUAAAUGCAGACUGUAUCUUUGAAUUCACAUUUAUUAACAUGAAUGAUUAAUAAGUCUCAGUAUUGUGGCAACUGUGAACAUGGGACCAGUGAAGGAAUUUUAGUUUGUAAAGCCAAAGUUAUUCACAGCAACGAAACAUGUUCAAGUGGUUAUUUUAUGCACUACUUUCGAGGGUCUAAACAACACCUUUUGUUGUUGUUUUGCCUUCGCACUGUGCCACUUGAAAUGAAAUAUGAAUGGGUAUUGGAGCUUUUCUUUAAGCUUAAAGAGCUGCUCCAAAAGUCAAAGCAGGGAUAAAUCAAGUAUUUUGGCAUGCAGUGCAUCACUGCGCAAAUGAAUAAACAGAUACAGCUGCUUACCAAGACACAGUUACAAGUCCAAUCUUGUAAAUUGCAUCCAUGAUCUAUAGUUCCUUGCAUAGGUAUUCACCCCCUCAAACUUCUCCACAUUUUGUAAUGCAAGGCACUGUAUAAUGCACAUAAAUGUUAAGCUUCCUGAUUAAAAAGUUAGUCCUUUCCACAAUUCCUAAAAAAUUGUGUGAAAUAGAUGGGAUGUAGUUGACAUAAAGGAGUUACCACAUUUGGCAUGGCAAUAGGACAAAACCUGUCAAAUGAAUUCACUGAAUUUCCUGGUGUGCCACAAUGAAUGUUGUAAAUCAACAGUUCUAUAAACAGUGGGAUGUAAACAUGAGGUAAUAUUUGGAACAGCAAGUGAAAGGAAAAGAGUUGGGGUUAAAUUUGACAGGCUCUUUCUCAGGACAAAUCAUUACCUGUCCGUACUGAGCUGUGCGAGAAGUAAGUGCAACUAAAUAAUAUAUUGAAAUGUCAGUGAUACUGAGUUUGAAAGUAAUGAAAGUAAUAUUAUAUACAAUGCACUGCAUUAUGUAGGUAAUUUGUCUAUCCACAUAUACCCUCAAGAGUCUAAAAGUAAUAAAUGUGCCUUACAUCUUAUUAAUUCGGAGAAUUUUUAUUGUGCCUUAUUUGAGAGUGCCUACACCAAGACCUUAAUCUGUUUCCAAUUGCCAUUUUAAUCUUUCCAUAAUUCAAAAUUUAUUGUGAAUUAUAGAUUUGUGUGAGUUGUACUGGAAUAAUAAGUUUAAUAUAAUUUUUCUGAAAUGAAUUUUCAUGCAUUCGUUCCAAUGUAAUAAAAGCAAUUUGGUGUUGUGUA
This is a messenger RNA of Ictalurus punctatus (channel catfish), 3848 nucleotides long. It is a transcript of the gene slc27a6, whose product is annotated as solute carrier family 27 member 6. The coding region runs from base 87 to 1952 and encodes 621 amino acids. The transcript is spliced from 10 exons. Gene Ontology annotation, molecular function: long-chain fatty acid-CoA ligase activity; long-chain fatty acid transmembrane transporter activity. The record is from RefSeq and is a predicted model, not a curated record. NCBI's taxonomy places the organism in Eukaryota, Metazoa, Chordata, Actinopteri, Siluriformes, Ictaluridae.